AUGGAGGAGGAGGAGGAGGUGGUGGUGGGGGCUAUGGUCCUGAUCGAAAUGGUGAUCAAUCUGGCAAGCGCAAUAGGGAUAAUGGUACUCGAGGAGGAUCAGGAAAUGACCACUAUAAUCGGGACCGUUCUAGUCUCUGUGAACAUCUCGGUACAGGAAACUUCCAUUUGGGGUAAAGAGAACACUCCUGAUAGCAAAGUAAUUGGAGGUACUGCUGUUACUUGCUGGAGGUGUCAAAGUCUCUUCUGUUGUAUCUCUUCUUCGUGGUAGUCUGGGUGGACAAAUCGGCUUGAUUAGUCUUUCGAUGUGCGAACUAUGGCUAAAAGAUUCAACUGUUUAAUGUCCGUGAAUGCUCAUUUUGAUGUUUUGGUCUGAUGACAUUGCUUGCUUCACUUUCAACAAUCAAAUUUGGCCUUAUUCUUUCAAUGCUAUGAUGGGUACUGGAUUCUCUUUCUGUUA
Molecule: messenger RNA, 459 nt
Organism: Syzygium oleosum
Lineage: Eukaryota; Viridiplantae; Streptophyta; Magnoliopsida; Myrtales; Myrtaceae
Exons: 2
Coding region: 1-270 (89 amino acids)
Source: RefSeq, a predicted model, not a curated record